UUUAAUGCACAACGUAGCUCAUAUAAAAGGCUUGAUUUUUGGAAUCUAUAGUCAUAUCUCGGUGUGUGUCUUUACAACUUCAAGAAAUUCUGAAGGCGGUGGAAUCAGAAUCGGGCGAGUUUCAUGUUACAAGGAAUACAUUUACAAAGAAGAUACGAUGGGUUGGUCGCAUUUGAUGAUAUUGGUAACUAGUGUUUUUUUCGUGAACAUGUCCAAUGGACAACCACGGCCAAGAUAUAAGCAAGCAGUAAAUCCACUUCCUGCUUACCUCGAACGAAACGAUGUAAAUCCAGGAUUGAGGAGAAGGAUAAAAAGAUAUCAAAAACACAAUACGGAAAUUAGACAUGAAACCACAAGCACUGAAGAAAAAUGGGGGAAUAUACAAGGACCAUCUUACGAACACAUCCAGAAUUGCGACUUUCGUUCUGAAGAUAGCGAUACUAAUAUCGAAAAGAUCCUAGGAGGAGAAAAAGCUCCUGAUAAGUGGAGAAAUUGGUUUGUUGAGAUAAGUGAUGGGAGUAAAAAAUGUGGAGGAACUCUCAUCGCGCCGAGACUUGUUUUGACUGCCGCACAUUGCUUUCCUUUCAUAGCAAGGCGUCACGGCGGACCCAUCUCUAGACAUAAUUGUAAAACACUUGCCAACUACAAUGCAACAAUAAAUCCUACUGGAAGACCUGGAGAUCAGGAAAUAAUCAGGAUAUCUCACGUUUACAAAAAUUCUGAGUUUACAAUUAACCAAGGCUGGGGUUGCAUUUAUUCAAACGAUGAAGCAAUCGCAGUACUAUCGACAGAAUUCACCACCGAUUUUAAGCCUCCUUUCUGCUUGAGUCAUGGCCACAAGCCAGAAUCCGAGGACAGGUGUUUUGCUGUUGGAAUGGGAUAUACAGAGCGCUUCCGGAAUAAUCCCAAUAGAAAAACAUCGAAAACUUUGCAACGAAGAAAUGUCAGUAGAAUGAAUUGCUCGUCAAAGAUUUGCGAAUUGAACAAUAGGGAGAAACAUGAAAUACACUGUGUAACCACUGGACCUUUACAGGGUGACAGUGGUGGGCCGAUUAUGUGUAGUCGUAAUGGCACAAAACAGUAUUAUUUAAUGGGUAUAAUUUCUAAAGUCCACGGAGAAGGAAAUUAUUCUAUUGUUCACAAUGCAAUGCAGAGAAUGCAAUUCUGGAUCGAAGACUUUCUCCGGUCAGAAGCCCUGGAUUUAGAUGAUCGCUCUAGCUGUCCUCCUCAUAUCCCGACAGCUCGAAAGUGGAAUUGUCCUACAUCAAAGAAAUCAUGUUAAGUUAAGACAUUAUAUACAUGACAUAAACUUGCGAAUCGUAUAUUUUCCCAUUUUCAGUCACACAUCCAAUAUGGCAUAGCUGCGUGGGGCUCUGCAACCAAAACAAAUUUGCUAAAUCAGAAGUUUUACAGAAUAGGACUGUUAGAAUUCCUAUAUUAUAUACUAUACCCUAUAUCUACAGGACCAGGGUGCUGAAACUAUCUGACAUCCAUAAGCUAGAUAUCUGCAAAGACAUUGAUCUAUUUCACAGCCACCAGUUGCCUGCAACUUUUGGCGAUUAUUUGGUUAGGUUUAGUGACAUGCAUGAGCAGAAUACGCGCUCUUCGACAAAGUCUAAUUAUUUGUACCCCGUUUUUCAAUAGGAAAAUCCCGCUCUAAAAUAUAAAGGUGUUGUAACUUGGUAACUUGGAAUAGUAUUCCCAGCAGUUGACGUGACUCCACCUAUAUGCCACUUUCAAAGUGAAGUAUAAAGAACUCUUAAAUUCUUCUGUCUUGCCAGCACCUUGAGUUGAUGUGCUGCCAGCACUUGCUUUGCCAUUGUCAG
Molecule: messenger RNA, 1826 nt
Organism: Styela clava
Lineage: Eukaryota; Metazoa; Chordata; Ascidiacea; Stolidobranchia; Styelidae
Product: chymotrypsinogen A-like
Biological process (GO): proteolysis
Molecular function (GO): serine-type endopeptidase activity
Source: RefSeq, a predicted model, not a curated record